UGAAGCAGGUUCUGGAGUACGGUCCUUCCCGCGUGGGAGACGCAGUGAGGGAGAGCCCGCACCCGAGAGGUGGGAGAGGACGGGCUUUAGGCUGGAAGAGCCUUAGAGGAGCCGUUUUUCCAGGAUGGCUGGUUUGGUUUUGUGUGAGCCAACUGAGCUUUACAACAUCCUGAAUCAGGUUACCAAACUAUCCAGAUUAACUGAACCCAACUAUCUCUGUUUAUUGGAUGUGCGUUCCAAGUGGGAGUAUGAUGAAAGCCAUGUGAUUACAGCCCUUAGAGUGAAGAAGAAGGCAAAUGGAUAUCUUUUUCCAGAGUCUCUGGAUCUGGAGUGUGUGAAAUACUGUGUGGUAUAUGACAACAACACCACAUCCCUGGAGGUAAUCUUAAAACAAGAUGACGAGGAUGUUGAUGAGGACUCUGAUGACAAUGAACAAGGAGUGAUGCUUGGAACUGCCCUUGAGUGUGCCACAGCCCUGACCCACAACACCCGCUACCCUAUCUACAUCCUGAAAGGGGGUUACCAGCAGUUCUCAGCCAUGUACCACUUCUUCCGGACGCAGAAGAUCAUUUGGAUGCCACAGGAACUGGAUGCCUUUCAGCCAUAUCCUGUUGAAAUAAUUCCAGGUAAGAUCUACCUGGGUGACUUCAGGCAAGCAUGUGACCCUAAAAUUCAGAAGGAUUUGAAAAUCAAAGCACAUGUCAAUGUUUGCAUGGAGACAACACCAUUUUUCAAAGGUGAUGCUAACAAGCUUCUGCACAUCCAUAUAGAGGAUACUCAGGAAGCGAAUAUUUCACCAUUUUUACGUCACCUCUGUCACUUCAUUGACAUUCACCUGGAGCUUGGCUCUGUUAUCCUGGUCUUCUCCACUCUGGGUAUCAGUCGCAGCUGCGCAGCCGUUAUAGCCUACCUCAUGCACUCAAGAGAGGAGACCUUAAAGAGGUCUUGGGCCCAUGUCAAGAAGUGCAAAAACAACAUGCGCCCAAGUCGGAACUUGGUGGCUCAGCUGUCACAGUGGGAGCAGAUUGUCCUCGGAGACUUCGCCACUGACAUCUCUGACCCACUCUACUGAUCUCCUCUGUUGCCCAGCUGUGGGUCUUGAAGAACCUCCCCUGGAGACUUCUUGUGGGUGGUGGACCAGUUAUGUAA
Molecule: messenger RNA, 1149 nt
Organism: Condylura cristata (star-nosed mole)
Lineage: Eukaryota; Metazoa; Chordata; Mammalia; Eulipotyphla; Talpidae
Gene: STYXL1
Product: serine/threonine/tyrosine interacting-like 1
Exons: 9
Coding region: 125-1072 (315 amino acids)
Biological process (GO): protein dephosphorylation; positive regulation of intrinsic apoptotic signaling pathway; negative regulation of cytoplasmic stress granule assembly
Cellular component (GO): mitochondrion
Molecular function (GO): protein phosphatase inhibitor activity; pseudophosphatase activity; protein tyrosine/serine/threonine phosphatase activity
Source: RefSeq, a predicted model, not a curated record